Molecule: messenger RNA, 2646 nt
Organism: Rattus rattus (black rat)
Lineage: Eukaryota; Metazoa; Chordata; Mammalia; Rodentia; Muridae
Gene: Pgm3
Product: phosphoglucomutase 3
Exons: 13
Coding region: 113-1741 (542 amino acids)
Biological process (GO): carbohydrate metabolic process; hemopoiesis; UDP-N-acetylglucosamine biosynthetic process
Molecular function (GO): magnesium ion binding; phosphoacetylglucosamine mutase activity
Source: RefSeq, a predicted model, not a curated record
GGCCCGGAAGCCAGGCUCGGCCACGUCUGCGAGAUCUGAGUGAGCUGGUUUGGUGCACACUGCGCGGCCGCAUCUCGCCUGUGGAGAGAACGUUCUUGCUCCAGAUCUAGACAUGGAUCUGGAGGCUGUUUCUAAGCGCUCGGCAUUCCAUGCCAAGCCUCAGGGGCUCAUUCUUCAGUAUGGGACUGCUGGAUUCCGGACAAAUGCCCAACAUCUCGAUCAUAUCAUGUUUCGAAUGGGGUUGCUAGCUGUCCUGAGGUCAAAGCAGACAAGAUCUACCAUUGGAGUCAUGGUUACGGCCUCACACAACCCUGAGGAAGACAACGGCGUGAAAUUGAUCGAUCCUCUGGGGGAAAUGUUGGCCCCUUCCUGGGAAGAGCAUGCCACCCGUCUGGCCAGUGCCGAGGAGCAGGACCUGCCCAAGGUGCUGGCUGCCAUCGUGGAGACAGAAGCCGUGGAUCCGCAGCAGACUGCCUUCAUAGUUGUUGGCAGAGACACCAGGCCCAGCAGCGAGAAACUUUCCCAGUCUGUAAUAGACGGCGUGACUGUUUUAGGAGGUCAAUUCCAUGAUUAUGGCCUCUUGACCACACCUCAGCUACACUACAUGGUGUAUUGCCGGAAUUCCGGGGGCCGCUAUGGACAGGCCACCAUAGAAGGCUACUGCCAGAAACUCUCCAGGGCUUUCGUAGAACUCACGAAACAGGCUUCCUGCAGUGGAGACGGAAGCAGAUCGCUUAAGGUUGACUGUGCCAACGGCAUAGGGGCCUUGAAGCUAAAGGAAAUGGAGCACUACUUCCGCCAGGGACUGUCGGUUCUGCUGUUUAAUGACGGGACUGAAGGGCGGCUCAACCACCUGUGCGGUGCUGACUUCGUGAAAAGUCAGCAGAAGCCCCCGCAGGGAAUGGCAAUGAAGCCGGGUGACAGAUGCUGCUCCUUUGACGGGGAUGCAGACAGGAUCGUGUAUUACUACUGCGAUGCAGCUGGCCGCUUUCAUCUCAUAGACGGAGACAAGAUAGCGACGCUCAUCAGCAGCUUCCUUAAAGAGCUACUGUUGGAGAUUGGAGAAAGUCUGAAUAUCGGCGUCGUACAGACGGCAUAUGCAAAUGGAAGUUCCACAAGGUACCUUGAAGAAGUUAUGAAGGUACCUGUGUAUUGCACUAAAACCGGUGUCAAACAUUUGCAUCACAAGGCUCAAGAGUUUGACAUUGGAGUUUAUUUUGAAGCGAAUGGGCAUGGCACAGCUCUGUUCAGUGAGGUGGUUGAGGUGAGGAUAAGGAGACUCGCCCAGGAGCUAGAAGAUGAAAAGGGGAAAGCUGCCAGGAUGCUUGCGAGCUUCAUCGACUUAUUCAACCAGGCAGCUGGAGAUGCUAUUUCUGACAUGCUGGUGAUUGAGGCCAUCCUGGCUCUGAAGGGGCUGUCUGUACAGCAGUGGGAUGCUAUUUAUGCCGAUCUUCCUAACAGACAACUCAAAGUUAAGGUUGCGGACAGAAGAGUUAUUAGCACCACAGAUGCUGAGAGACAAGCAGUCACUCCACCAGGACUCCAGGAGGCAAUCAAUGACCUGGUGAAGAAGUACACGCUUGCCCGAGCUUUUGUACGGCCGUCUGGUACUGAGGAUGUUGUCCGAGUCUAUGCAGAAGCCACCUCACAAGAAAGUGCAGAUAUGCUUGCCUAUGAGGUGAGCUUGGCGGUGUUUCAGCUGGCCGGAGGCAUUGGAGAAAGACCACAACCACCUUUCUGAAGAUGAAUUUUAUAUUCUGUGGAAAUGGACUUCUGAAAUGUUUUUAUAACACUUUAUAAUACUAAAGCACUAAGGCAUUUGUAAUCGUGACAUGACAAAUGCAUGCUAAUGGAUUAUUUCUAGAUGGUUUUUAAAUGCUACCAGGAAAAAAAUGUUUAGAAGCUCUAAAUCUUAGACAUGGGAAUGAAGCUUACCCUGAUUUUAAUCUGUAUUAUGUUUUAAUAGCUCAAGUGUCAUUAAUUUUACAGGGUAUUGGGAAUUAAACUUUAUUACCAACUAACUCGUGGCAGCACCUUCGCGAUUGCUCACCUCACCAAGAUGUCUUGCAGCACUGACGUGCCUGGUCCACAUAGGGAGAUUUUGUAUGAUCCGAUUUCCCAUGCAGACCUUACUGUGAGGAAGAAAUGCCUUGUUUGCUGCUUCUCGGCAUCAGAGCUGGCAGGUGGCCCAUCCUUCCGUGCACUGACAAGAGGGCUGUGCUGUGCCCACUGGAGUGUGUGGUCCAGGCUUCAGCUACUCACUCCUUAGUGCUCAGGGAAGGGAUACAGCUCUGUCUAAUACAUGAAAUCUCUCACAAUGAAGUGACCAUUGUGAUACUAGGACAUUAUUAGCCACAGAAAGAAGAAAAACAACUUAAUUAAAUGAGGCUUGAAACCAAGCAGGAAAAAAGAAAACAUGGUGUGUAUUUUGCAGGUUUAAGACAACCCAAGACAGUGAAACAAUGGACUAUAUAUGCAGAUAUAGACCUUGUAGGCACACCAUCAUCCGUAUGAGCCACCUAUAUAUUUAAACUUGAUCAGGCCACAUUCAGACAUAAGCUCUUAUUUACAAAUAUUUAAAUUAAAUACAACCGGAAUAAUGUUUUGUUACAUAUACACAUAUAUAUAUAAAAGAAAAAAACUGUA